AUGCACAUGCUCGCAGAAUGUGAGAGAAUCCUCGGUGAUGGUCUAUUACGGUUACCUUCACAGCACAACUACCGCUAUGGCCCGAAAGCGGAACGGGACCUGCUAGAGCUUCUCUUCCGGUCGCUCGUGGGGCAUAAUGAAGAGCUCGUAGCUCAUCUAUUCCCGGAUGGUACACCGUCGGGGUCAUGGAAAUUGGCCGAAGCGCAAGGUGCUCGCGAAGGCGCCGAGUAUAGCGAAGCGGCCCGAGGCAAGCGAUGCGGGCACAUCUUCCGAGCCGGGGAAGCGACAUAUCGCUGCGUAACUUGUGCUGCUGAUGAUACAUGUGUGCUGUGUAGCCGUUGCUUUGACUCCUCAGACCAUACGGGUCAUCAGUAUCAAAUCUCGCUCUCGUCUGGUAACUGUGGCUGCUGCGACUGUGGAGAUGAUGAAGCGUGGCGGUUGCCGCUCUUCUGCGCGAUUCACACCGACAGUGGAAACGUGAAAGGAAAAGAGCGCGCAGAGCGAGAGCUUCCCCCAGAGUUGGUUGCUACGAUUCGACUGACCAUCUCCCGUGUCCUGGACUACUUCUGUGAUGUCAUAUCUUGCUCGCCCGAGAACUUGCGUCUAGCGAAGACGAUGGAGGGUAUCAAGCAAGAUGAGGAAGCGUCUCGAUUGCGACCAGGCUGGUAUGGUGCGGGUGACCAGGAGGAAGAAGAGCCCGAGUUCGCUUUGAUGCUCUGGAACGACGAGAAGCAUACCAUUCGAGACGUGGCUCAUCAAGUCACCCGUGCCUGUCGCGAGCGAGACAGCUUCGGUGUUGCUCGAGCUCACGAAACCAAUGAUAUUGGUCGAAGCGUGAUCAAGUACUCGAAGGAUCUGCAACGGCUGCUGGCAGUGUCCAAGAUCAUUGAGGAGAUCAAGGUUACAGUCUCUGUUCGGUCUGCUCGCGAUACGUUCCGGGAGCAGAUGUGCGGCGCGAUCGUUGAAUGGCUCGCAGAUAUUGCUGGCUGCAGUAUCCUCGAUGAUAACGAGAUUUUCCGUCAGAUCAUUUGUGAAGAACUGCUCAGCCCUUGGCGAAAGGGGAGCGGUGCUUACAACGCAGAUAUCGGUAUGAAGGGCAUCGAUGACCACCAGGAGACAGAAAAUCAGCUCCCAGGUCGCACCGUUUUGCUCACACUCCCUCCGCAUGGGCAAAUUGUUCUCGCGACGACUGAUGAGGACGAGGAUGAAGAGGGAGACGAUGGCAAUGAGCAAGACGAAGACGAAGACUACGUCGAAGCUCAUGAUGAUGCGGAUGACGAAGACGACGAUAUGGAUAUGGAACUCGCCCGCCUUCAGGCCGAAGCAGACGGAGACGACGAUGAGGAAAUGGAUAUGGGCAAUGAAGAGGAGCUGGCCCUGGCGGAACACAUCCUGGCCGGAUUAACUCGCGCACAAAAUCUUGCUCCUCGCCCGGCUCCGCAACCGACCGAAGACCAGCCUGCUCAGCAGGAUGAAACUAGUGCCAUCACUUCCAACGAGGUUGAAGGCCAGCCAUCCGCUCCCGAGAGCUAUGUUUCUAUUCCAAAGACCCCAUCAGGUGUGAUCAGACCUCCUCCCGCUAGGACUGAAGGCCACUGGCAAGUACGGCCUCCCAUGCCUGCUGUCGGCGAAAAGGUUGCACCUUAUGAGGACCUCUGGCAACGUACUCGCCUAGACUGGCUGGUUCUUUUCGACCUGAGGCUGUGGAAAAAGACCCGCACGGAUCUGCGGGAUCUCUACAUCAGCACUGUGGUCAAUGUGCCUCAAUUCAAGCGCAUCAUGGGUCUACGAUUAUCCGCGUUGUACACAGCACUAGCGCAACUCUAUCUCAUUGCAGACCGAGAGCCAGACCACUCCAUCGUCAACCUCUCCCUCCAACUGCUCACGACACCUUCUAUCACCGAGGAGAUUGUGCUACGUGGCAAUUUCUUGACCAAGGUCAUGGCAAUUCUCUAUACAUUCCUGACGACACGUCAGGUGGGCGAACCCCAGGCUGUCAACCCGAAUGCCACAUUGGCGUUCGAUGCCGGUUCCGUCACGAACAGGCGGCUGUACCAUUUCUUCCUCGAUCUGCGGUAUCUCCUUCAAUCCGAGUAUGUUCAACACCGUGUGCGAACCGAGGAACAGUACUUGCCGCAGUUCCUGGAUUUGGUCAAGCUUUCGCAGGGUAUUUGCCCCAACGUGCGCGCUGUUGGCGAGCACGUUGAAUAUGAGACAGAUGCCUGGAUCAGCGCCUCGAUCCUCAUGCGAGAAAUCAACCGCCUUUGUCGACAAUUCUGCGAAUCUUUCCGGAACCCGGAGAUUGAUAAUGGUCAGAACUUGUUGCGAGCCAUCAAGACGACCACUAUGACCGCAAUCAUUCACUCCGCGGGCGUGGAGCGUAAGCGCUUCGAUCAAGCAGAGAUCAAAGAAGAGGUCAAAUUCAAGACUCUCCCUCCGUUCGACUUCGAAAUGGGUUCGUCUGGGCAAGUUCCAUGCCACCGCGUGGUCGAAUUCGCGGUUGAGAAGGGGUCAAUCAGUUUCCACCAUGCAAUUCACUAUACCCUGUCGUGGUUGAUUGAGUGUGGUCGGGGUGUGAGCAGCGAGGUAAUGCGAAAUGUCUUGUUUGAAGCCGCCCAGAAUGCUAGGGCAGAGCUCCACGCUGCCAAGGUCGCCGGCAAACAAAUCGAUGAUAACCUUCUGGCGCUUGGCCCGGAGGAUCUUCUUCUGACCAUGUUCGACUACCCCCUGAGAGUCUGUGCCUGGCUUGCUCAGAUGAAAGCUGCCAUGUGGGUCCGCAAUGGUCUGAGCCUUCGUCACCAGGCAUCACAGUACCGUGGUGUUUCCUCUCGGGACUUUGCCUACUACCGUGACAUUUUCCUGCUGCAGACGGCAAUGGUGACCUGUGAUCCCAGCAGAGUCCUCGCGUCUAUUGCUCAUCGAUUCGGCAUGGUUGAUUGGAUGUCUCGGAACUAUAUGCCCCGGACUGGUUUCGAGGAUACUCAGAUCGUGGACGUCGCCGAGGAGUUUGUCCACUUGCUGGUCAUCUUGCUGACCGAUCGCACCUCGUUGACAGCUAUCGAUGAUAGCACUCAUCUGACCAAGGAGAAUAUCAGCCGUGAUAUUGCCCACGUGCUGUGCUUCAAACCCUUGUCUUUCUCCGAUCUGUCUACCCGUCUGAGCGACAAGCUGCUGGAUUCAGAUAUGUUCCAAGAUGUGCUCGAAGAGGUCGCCAACUUCCGUCCCCCAGAAGGUCUGAGCGACUCCGGAACGUUUGAGCUGAAGUCGGAGUACUUUGAUCUUGUGGAUCCAUACAGCGCGCACUACACCAAGAACCAACGGGAUGAAGCAGAGAACAUCUACAAAGAAUGGAUGGCUAAGAAGACAGGUAAAAAGGCGUCCGACAUUGUUUAUGAGCCGAAGCUUCGACGCAUCAGCUCAGGCGUAUUCUCCGAUUUGCCACGCUUCACGGGGACUAUGCUUUUCGCACAACUUGUUCACCAGUGCCUCGAGUAUGUCAUUUCAUUCAAGGAGUGCACUCCUGCCAUUCCCCCAACCCGCGUGGAGACGUUCCUCCAGGUCAUUCUGCACCUCGUGCUCGCUGCCGUGCUGGAAGACAACUCUGAAGAUGGCAGCAUGGAGAUGGAGCAGAGCCAAUCAUUCAACUUGCAUGCCAUGUCCAAGGCCCGAGAGAUCAAAGCAGGUAACUUGACCAUCGUUGGUCUUCUGGAAAGAAUAUCGGUGACCAACGAAUUCUCUGCCUGUGGUCCCAAGAUUCGUCACAUUCUCAAGCGCCUGUGGCAGAAACGCCCUCGGACCUAUACUUCGGCAACUGCGUCUCUCAGAUUCCCCUUCGAUCGCAUUGACACGAACUCACCCGCCAUCGAUAUCGAAAAUGAGAAGGAAAUAAAGAAGAAGCAGGCGUUGGAGAGACAAGCUCGUGUGAUGGCUCAGUUCCAGCAACAGCAACAGCAGUUCCUCAACACCCAAGGAGACAUUGAUUGGGGCGAGGAGGACUUUAGUGAUUCGGAACCAGAGGCACAAACUUCUCACGAGGCCAAGGUUUGGAAGUACCCGAGCGGGACGUGCAUUUUCUGCCAGGAUGAGACCAACGAUUCGAGACUCUAUGGUACUUUUGCCUUGAUUCAAGAUAGUACCAUCUUGCGGCAGACCGACAUCAGAGACUCUGACAGGAUCCGCGAGGCUCUCGGGACCCCCACAAGCUUGGAUAGAUCCGCCGACGGUAUUCGGCCGUUUGGAGUUUCGGGAGAGAACAGGACGACCAUUCGUCGAUUGGACUCCUCUGGCGGUGAGGUCAUCAGCGAAAAGGUUGGUCUUAGUAAGGGUUUCAACCCGAAGAGCACUCUGCGUGGACCUGUGACAACCGGCUGUGGCCACAUUAUGCAUUACUCGUGCUUUGACGUCUAUUACAACGGAACUCAAAGGCGGCAUAGCCAACAGAUUGCCCGCCAUCACCCUGAGAACAUCACGCUCAAGGAAUUUGUGUGCCCGCUGUGCAAAGCACUCGGCAAUGCGUUCUUGCCAAUCACAUGGAAAGGCAAGGAGGAGUCGUAUCCCGGCGCUCUCAACACUGCGCUGCCGUUUGAUGAGUGGAUAAGUACAGGGCUCAAGAGCGCCCUCAACCAGUCGCAGAACUUCCCAGUUCUAAUGAUCGAGAAGGACAAGGCGUACCAACAGCCUUAUUCUGACUUGUUUGUCGACUACUUAUCCAAGACCCUCACGCCGCCUCUGUCUUCAAGGGUUGGUCAGCUAAUGACCUCCUCAUUGUCAUCAGCUGGAGCAUCUCACCCCUUGGCAUCGGCUCCGCGACUGGCUAUGCCGGGCCUUUUCCCUACAACCGGCGAAGACUUGGCACCAACGAGCCCACUCCAACAGGUUUCGACUCCUUCGGAUAGCCCCAUGACGGAGCUUCUGCAGAUCUACAAGCGUCUCAAGAAGACACUCAAGAUGAACCACAUCAGCUCCAUCUUCAAUAGCCCGGAAUCCAUGGUCAGUGAUGAUUUUAUCCACACGGACUCGUUGAUCCGCAGCUUCGGGUUCAGCAUUGCGUCCGUGGAGAUUGCUCAGCGUGGUAUCGAGUCGGAGCCUGGGUCGACUCUCCUGGACAAAAUUCCGCCCUUGAGCUUGACGCAUCUCCGCAUCUUGGCAGAGACAGCUUUGACUUAUACAGCGGUGGGGUGUGUCCACUCAAGCAACAGCCCGAAGAGUCGACCCACCCAUGAGUUCCAGGAAAUGCAUCGGCAGAAGCUUUGCCAACUACUCGUCGGACAUCCUUGUUUAAGCGGCACGCCCCUGCUGAAUGAUGUUAGGAACAUCGAACCGCUGCUCGCUAUGGAUACCUUCGUGUUCUUGGCUGAGUGCUCGUUGUCAUUGCUACCCGUUCUCCGCAUUGAUGUGCGCCACCUCGUUCAUAUGUGCUAUGUGGCUGAAAUUGUCAAAGUUGCCGUUACCUUCAUCCUAUGGCCUCUGGGUCUAAAGGAGGAGCUUGCACACCAGGGCGAGGAGGAUCUUGCUGGCUCUGAUCUUUCCGACGAUCGGUAUGGUGUAACAAGGCACUUUUUCGAUGCCAUCGUUGCUGAACUCAAGGCCAACUCUGUUGGCCGCGCCGAGGGUUCCUCGUUCCCGGCUGAGAGUGGCUACGUGAAGAAUGGAGAAGAGUCAGCUACCCCGAGCAUCAUCAUUGCCCUGCAUCGCCUUGUCUCAAGCUACGCCUUGACAUUCCUGCGCAAAGCCGUCAUCCUUCUCCAUGUACAGCAUGGUGUUGAUUUCCCCAAUACUGGCUUUACUGAUCUCGCCGCGUCAGAACUUGACCGUUUGACCAAGGCUCUCAACCUGCCCACGCUCGAUGAGAUACUCAUGUCUGUCAGCCCUGCGCGAAAGAGCAAUAGCCCCUUCGACGCUGUCAUCUCUGGGUGGAUCUUCCAUUGGAAUGCGUCGCGCUCGGGUAUUCGCUUUGAAGACCACCGCCUGUGGCCUAGUCUUCCCCACCCGGCGAUCUUUGAACUUGUCGGUCUCCCCAAGUUCUUCGACAGUUUGAUCGAGGAGGCCAACAGACGCCGCUGCCCGAACUCGAAGAAGGAGCUCAGCGACCCGAGCAUCUGUCUGUUCUGCGGUGACAUCUUCUGCUCGCAGGCGGUCUGCUGUAUGCACAACAAGCUGGGCGGUUGCAACCAGCAUCUGCAAAAGUGUGGCAAGAACAUCGGCCUCUUCAUCAACAUCCGCAAGUGCACUGUGCUCUACCUGCACAACCACAACGGCUCCUGGCACUAUGCCCCUUACCUCGACCGUCACGGCGAAGUUGACCCCGGCCUCCGCCGCAAUCGCCAGCUUAUCCUUAACCAGAAGCGGUACGACAGACUCCUGCGCGACGUAUGGCUGUCACACUCGAUUCCUGCCACCAUCAGUCGCAAGCUGGAGUCGGAGAUGAACAAUGGCGGAUGGGAAACGAUUUAA
Messenger RNA from Penicillium daleae, 6453 nucleotides. Its product is annotated as putative ubiquitin-protein ligase E3 component (UBR1). Gene Ontology annotation, molecular function: zinc ion binding; ubiquitin protein ligase activity. The transcript has 2 exons. The record is from RefSeq and is a predicted model, not a curated record. Gene Ontology annotation, cellular component: cytoplasm; ubiquitin ligase complex. Gene Ontology annotation, biological process: protein ubiquitination; ubiquitin-dependent protein catabolic process via the N-end rule pathway. Bases 1 to 6453 code for a protein of 2150 amino acids. NCBI's taxonomy places the organism in Eukaryota, Fungi, Ascomycota, Eurotiomycetes, Eurotiales, Aspergillaceae.